ACUGCCUCAGUUAACGUGUGGCAGCCGUAGGUAAACUUACCUCCCAGAGCGUGUAUGAGCAACAGGUGAGGAAAAUACAUCGAAACCGAAGAACACAAAAUGCAUAAGUUUUUCGUUCAAAUAUAUAUCUUCGUGUUGAUCAUUUGGGCUGUGGAAAAGUCUGAUUGCAAACAAGGAGCAGCAUGCUUAAAUUAUGGUCAUUCGUGUUGGGGAGCUCACGGCAAGCGCAACGUCCCAAACGACCUAGACAGUUUGAUAAGAUAUCGGAUGGCUGUUUUUAAGAAAUCGGGACACAGAGACUCGCACAUAAAUCCAAACGCAGACCAAUCGCAAGAAGAUAUUCCAAACUAUUACAACAUUUUCAAACAUUAUUCAAAAAUAAAUUCGAUGAAAACAAAUAACGAUGACACUGUUGACACCUGGAGCCUUGAACCGAGCAAUAACUUACCUAGCGGUGGGUCGUACUACGAAGAUCAAGUCUUAGAUCCCAGGAUUGAAUAUAAAAUUAUGAAAAUAUAGGCGAAGAAGUACCACAAUUUAUUCUACAACGUUAAUAGUUCAUACUUGGAGAAACCGGAAAAAUUAAUAUUUCAAAUAUGUAACAACAAUACCUUGUAAAUGUCAAAAUAAUAAGGAUAUUGAAAUUUUGGUCACAUAAUAUUUUAAUUUAAAUACAUAACCUACGAACACCGUUAAUGCAAACAUUAUUUAUAUUUUCUGAUAACAUUUAAAAAAGUGUUUGUUUCUUUGUACUGAUUAAGAAUUAUAUAUUUAUUCGUAUUUUUAUUUUAAGUAUAAUAUGUAACAAAGUCUUACUUACAAACAUAUAUUUGCUUACAAUAAUAUAGUUUAUUAAUAGACAGUUAUUAAAUCUGUAGUAGGUACAAGUCUGUAUAUUAAAAAUGCUUCCAAUUCCAA
This is a messenger RNA of Metopolophium dirhodum (rose-grain aphid), 918 nucleotides long. RefSeq names its product neuropeptide CCHamide-1 (gene CCHa1). The record is from RefSeq and is a predicted model, not a curated record. NCBI's taxonomy places the organism in Eukaryota, Metazoa, Arthropoda, Insecta, Hemiptera, Aphididae. The transcript is spliced from 5 exons. The coding region runs from base 100 to 519 and encodes 139 amino acids.